Molecule: messenger RNA, 484 nt
Organism: Aspergillus eucalypticola CBS 122712
Lineage: Eukaryota; Fungi; Ascomycota; Eurotiomycetes; Eurotiales; Aspergillaceae
Exons: 1
Coding region: 96-338 (80 amino acids)
Source: RefSeq, a predicted model, not a curated record
CUAGCUAUAGGUUGAGGAAGUGUAGGUACUAGUUCUCUGUUUGCAGGCCGGACUAUGUUGUUAAUCCGGCCACAGUCACUUCAGCAAGCAGAAUCAUGUGGGAAAGACAUUAUCUCCUUUCUACUUUUGUCGCCUCAUUCAUUCGGCUUCUACUGCGCGCGAAGGGAGAAGCAUGGUAUGUGAACUGUCAUCUCAGGCAUACAGUUAUAAGGCGAACGUUUCAAGCUCUGAAAAUCCGCUAUUACUAUGUAUAUGAAGGAUUUAUGCACAAAUUCGGUAUCUGGACUCUGAACGAUACUUACCUUUCACUGAUGACGAUGCCCAACUGGAAGCUGUAGGAAGAUGAUACCGCUAUGUUUUUCAAACCACACCAACUUACGAGAUCGUUGUGGUAUGUGCUCACACACCGCUUGUGCGAAGCAAAGCAAGAGAGACAGGAUUCCAGCAAAUGCGUCACUUUGUGUCUGGAAAAUUGUUCCCAAGA